AUGGACCAGGGCGACGAUCUCCCUCCGCCGUACUCGGCUGGUCCGUCGACCACCACGGCGCCAGUGCGGCCCUUCGCACCGCUGCCGCACACGUCGUCCCCGUCCUCGUCCUCGUCCUCGUCGCUCUUCACCCACCACCUGUCGAACCUGCGGUCGCAGAUCCUGGCCGAGCAGGCCGCCCGAGCCUCGGACCGCGACAUGUCCGACGCGCGCCUCCUCGCCCUGCUGGUCCCCUGCGUCGAGGAGCUGCUCUCGUCCAUCGCCACCGUGCACCCGCCCCCGCGGCUGGUAGAGGCCGCCCUCGUGCCCGCCUCGGCUGUAGGCCCCGACUGGCACUUUAGCGACCAGGACGAGCGUCGAGACGGGGAACUGCGCACGGUAAUGAGGGUGGAUUCUGACGUCAAGGGCGGAGACACCAAGACGGCCGCCCGCGACGGGCGCGACGGGCGCGACGGGCACGGCUUGUGGUGGGGCGACGAGGACACGGCGCGGCGGCUCGCCAAGUGCCUCAACCCCGAGGGCCCGGUGCCGACCAACCUGGAGCGGCUGGCCGUGAGGGCGCACGUCAAGGAGGCCAAGAGGGCGAGCCGCUGGGGCCUCUUCAGGCGGGACGAGCCGCCGCCGCCGCCACCUCCAGCAUCCCAGCAUGGCGCGUCGCCAUCAGCAGCAGCGGCCGCCGCAGCUUCGAGGGCCGGCGAGGACGUGGUAAUGACGGUGGAUGCGGACGAGGUAACGUUUCGGCGCGAAAACGAAAUGGGCAUCUGGGAAAGCCGCACGGGCUGGGGCAUCGUCGUGCGCGUGAGGAUACGAUCAGGACACAUAUAG
Purpureocillium lilacinum is the source of this 825-nucleotide messenger RNA. RefSeq lists its product as uncharacterized. The record is from RefSeq and is a predicted model, not a curated record. NCBI's taxonomy places the organism in Eukaryota, Fungi, Ascomycota, Sordariomycetes, Hypocreales, Ophiocordycipitaceae.